Messenger RNA from Symbiodinium pilosum, 152 nucleotides. Lineage: Eukaryota; Dinophyceae; Suessiales; Symbiodiniaceae. The record is from the annotation of a GenBank genome assembly.
AUGUCACCAAGGCCAGAUGACAAGCAUAAGGACAAGCUGAUUCACUUGUCUCGCUUCCCUCAGAUUGUGGCGGAGCGGUUAGCCUUCUUCUUCCAGUCCCUGGAGAGGAUCCAGGAGCCGGGUGACGGAACCCAGGCAGAAGAGACUGACAA